UGCUCAUCUCUAUGAAAUAUACAACUACAAUUGAACUAGCAAUAUUUAAGAGUGUAAUAGAAUUUCAUUUCGUUUUAUCCUACUCUGACAUUCUGUCAGAGCAAACAGCGCGAAACGCUAAAUUUGCAAAGGCUAUAAACUAGAUAUUAAUUACUUUACAAAUGGUAUCAAAGGGUAAUAAUUACCAACAGAACCGGGCCAUGCAGCAGCAACAGCGCUCAAAUGUUCGUGCCGCAAUUGCACCGUACCGCAAACCUUACCGGGCCCAGGCUCAGGCCCAGGCACAGAAUCAUUUAAUGUACACAUCCUGCCAGAUGCCCAGCGAUCCGCUCUACAUAGACUUUAAUAGUCCCACGCCUGCACCACCGCCCAAAUUAGCGGCGGCCGCACAAACAGUGCAAGCCGGUAAUUCGGCCGAAGGCGCUGUGGAUGGGGGCAAAAAAAAGCAGCUGAGAGGUAAACAGGCCAAGGGUCACAAACAGUCGCAGCAACAGCAUCCGCAUCCUCACAAUUCGCACUUUGGAACACAGGGCGGCGGCGGUCCCGCAGCUAUAGGCGACAAUGGCUGGCAACCGCAUCCACAUCAACAUUCACAUCCGCAUCCCAAGCAGCGUUUCCAUGCGCCCAAUGCUAAUCGCUUCAACGGACCACAGCGCAACGGCUAUAACAGAGUACAAAUGAUGGGUGGAGGCCCGGCAAAUCGGGGUGGCGGUCGCCAUAUGAUGGGCGGUCCUGUUGGUGGCCCGAUGGGUCCACGCGGUGGCCCCGGUGGUCCAAUGCCACCAUUUCCUCCAAUGCCAUUUCAAGCGCCCAUGCCACCGAUGCGGUGUCCCAUGCCGCCAAUGGGCGGUCCACCGCCACCGCCACCACCGCCAUUUAUGCGCCGUAACGGGCGCGGCGGCCCGCCACUGCCAUUACCAUUGCCGCCGCCGCCGCCGCCGUUGAUGGGUCCGCAUAUGUUUAUGGGGCCACGCAUGCCACCGCGCGGCAUGCCACCGCUGCCCGUCCAGGUGCCCUACAUGAAUGGCGGCAUCAUGAACGGCGGCAAAAUCAAGAAGCCCAAUCCAAAGCUGAUCAAGCAGGCGCUCAAGGGCAAGAGCACAAUCAAAACGCUUAAAAAUCUAGUGAAUCAAUAUCCCAUCGACAAGCCGUGGGUGAACGACGAGAUACGCGCCAUACACGACGAGAAGCUGGACACUGAGAAUCGCCUCAAGGGCAACAAAGAUGACAAACUCUUCGCCCAAUUCAAGGUGCAGCGCGACAAAUUCGUGUCGCUCUACGAAAAGGCGCGCGAAACGUAUUUGAAGCAGGAGGCCGCCUCCGUAAUGGCCAAGGACGCCAAAGAUAAAGAUAAAGACAAAAACGCAAACUCAAAUUCGAUCGGAUUAGCGCAAGAUGCAAAAGUGUCAACAACAACAACCAGUCCAAGUCCAAACAAAAGCCAAAAUCAAAAUCAAAAUCAGAAUCAGAAUCAGAAUCAGAGUCAGAAUCGAAAGCAAAAUCAAAACGAAGCAAAUGAGUCAGAGUCUAACAAUUAAUUAUAUAUAACAUAUAUAUAUUUAUAUAUUUACAUAAGAUAUAUGCUAUAUAAUUAAGCAAUCUUUUUCAAUUAAUUAAUUUAUUAUUAUAAAUAAUUAAUUGUGCGUUUGCCUGGCACAAAUGCAACAUAGCAAAAGCAAAAAACACAAAAAGCUAAGCCGUGAAAAUACAAGCAACAAUCAAUGACAACAACAGCAGCCACAACAACAGCAAUAUUUACUACUGUAAUUGAUAAUAAUUAUAAUUGAAUAGCAACAAAUUAGCUGAGAACAAAUUACAUUCAAAGAACUGAGCUUAAAUUCAAGAAAUAAGUAAACAAAAACAAAGCAAGAUAAAUUAAUUAUU
Drosophila hydei is the source of this 1884-nucleotide messenger RNA. It is a transcript of the gene fs(1)K10, whose product is annotated as DNA-binding protein K10. The coding region runs from base 162 to 1538 and encodes 458 amino acids. NCBI's taxonomy places the organism in Eukaryota, Metazoa, Arthropoda, Insecta, Diptera, Drosophilidae. The record is from RefSeq and is a predicted model, not a curated record. The transcript is spliced from 2 exons.